UCUUGCUGACUCGCAGUUCAAAACUUGGUUGUCACACCGGCACCCACGCACGGGCAGAAUGGAAAGACGAUUGUGCUCGUCAUGAACAAAAAACAUGCCACCCUGUUCCGCAAAUGCUUCGCCACACUUGUUCCCAGUGUCGUCGACCCAUCGCCUGCCGUAGCAGUUCCGUCAUUCUCAUCGCACCGCAGGGUAGAGGGGACUCUCGCCAGCCACGGCUUCGUCUCUGUGCUGGGGACCUGCUCCGGCUCUUGCGAUCUUCGAAGAGGUCAGCAAGUCCAUGCCCAGUCGGUCGUUCGCGGCAUCAGCAGGAGCGGCCUUCUGGGUCCGAAGCUCCUGGCCAUGUACGUUCUCUGCGGCGACUUCUUGGAUGCCAAGGACUGUUUUUAUCGGCUCGAGGAGGUGCCGAGUUCCGCGCCGUGGAAUUGGAUGAUCCGAGGGUUGGCCGAGUUGGGCUGGUUCGAUUUGGCAUUGUCGUUCUACUUCAAGAUGUUGGGUUGCGGGAUUUACCCCGAUAGGUAUACGUAUCCGUACGUGAUCAAAGCUUGCGAGAGUCUGAGUAGGUCUGUUUCCUAUAAACUGGUUCGUGGCAUGAUUGACUUGAUGGGCGGGGAGGUUGAUAUGUUUGUUGCUAGUUCGGUGAUCAAGUUCUAUGCGGAGAAUGGCUGCAUAGCUGAUGCGCGGGAUAUGUUUGACAAAAUGCCUCAUAAAGACUGUGUUCUAUGGAAUGUGAUGCUCAAUGGUUAUUUGAAGAAUGGGGAUUCGCGGAACGCAAUGGGAGUGUUUUUGGAGAUGAGAAAAGGUGAAAUAAAGCCGAAUUCGGUAACAUUUGCCGGCAUUUUGUCGGUCUGUGCUCUGGAAGGGAUGAUCGGCUUGGGUGCUCAGCUCCACAGUCUUGCUUUUAGAUGUGGGUUGGAGUCGGAUUCUCCGGUAGCCAAUACUUUGUUGGCAAUGUACUCAAAAUGUCGGUGCUUAAAUGAGGCACGCAAGUUGUUUGAUCUGAUGCUGCGGCAUGAUGUGGUAACGUGGAAUGCCCUCAUCUCUGGAUAUGUUCAAAAUGGACUAAUGGGUGAGGCUCUGUUGUCGUUCAUUGAAAUGUUAAAUCAUGGUGUCAAACCAGACUCUGUUACUUUUUCUAGCCUCCUUCCUUCAAUUACUGAAUCGGCAAAUCUGAAACAUGCAAAGGAAGUCCAUGGGUAUGUUAUUCGAAAUGGGCUGCCGUUGGAUGUGUUCUUGAAAAGUGCACUAAUUGAUGUUUACUUUAAGUGCCGCAAUGUGAAAUUGGCAUAUAAGAUGUUUAAGCAAGAGACAGUCAGUCAUGACGUAGUCAUCUACACAGCCAUGAUUUCUGGAUAUGUGCUUAAUGGUAUGAAUUCAGAUGCUAUAGAAAUCUUUAGGUUGUUGCUUGAUAGAAAAGUAAAUCCAAACGCAGUAACUCUUGCCAGCAUUUUUCCAGCUUGUGCUGGUUUGGCUACUUUAAGACUUGGGAAGGAAUUGCAUGGAUAUGUUCUCAAGAGUGGUCUUGAUGGCAGAUGUUAUGUUUUAAGUGCAAUUACGGAUAUGUAUGCAAAAUGUGGGCAACUGGAUGUUGCUCAUCAAAUCUUCAGGAGCAUGUCUGAGAAGGAUGUUGUGUGCUGGAACUCAAUGAUCACAAACUUCUCCCAGAACGGGAAACCUGAAGUAGCCAUCCGACUCUUCCGCGAGAUGGGGUUGAAUGGAAUCAAGUAUGACAGUGUUAGCAUUUCGUCUGGUCUCUCUGCUUGUGCAAGCUUACCUGCACUCUAUCACGGGAAGGAGAUCCAUGGCUACAUGACAAGAUGUUCGUUUUGCCAUGAUAUUUAUGCGGAGACUGCACUCAUAGACAUGUAUGCUAAAUGUGGUCACCUGGAAUUUGCUCGCCGUGUGUUUGAAAUGGUGGAUGAGAAGAAUGAAGUUUCAUGGAAUAGUAUGAUUGCUGCUUAUGGAAGCCAUGGUCUCCUAAGAGAAUGUCUCUCACUGUUUUAUGAAAUGCAAGAUAAUGGUAUCCAGCCUGAUGAUGUCACAUUUCUGACUAUAAUAUCUGCUUGUGGUCAUGCAGGCCAAAUUGAUAAGGGAAUACAGUUUUUCCGUUGCAUGACAGAAAAGUAUGGGAUUCGAGCAAAGAUGGAACAUUUUGCCUGCAUGGUAGAUCUAUUCGGACGAGCUGGUCGCUUGGAUGAAGCUUUUAAAACCAUAAAGUGCAUGCCAUUUUCCCCAGAUGCAGGUGUCUGGGGGACAUUGCUAGGUGCCUGUCACUUAUAUGGCAACGUUGAUCUCGCUGAAGUAGCUUCAAGACAUCUUUUUGAAAUGGAGCCUGAGAAUUCUGGAUACUACGUGUUGUUUUCAAAUGUGCAUGCUGGUGCAGGCCACUGGGGUGGUGUCCUUGGUGCUCGAAGUUUAAUGAAAGAAAGAGGAGUUAAAAAGGUACCCGGACGCAGUUGGAUUGAGGUUGACAACAUGACCCAUGUAUUUGUUGCAGCUGAUGAAACUCACCUGCAAUCUGCUAAUAUUUAUUCAAUGCUGGAAAUUCUUCUCUUAGAGCUGAGAAAAGAGGGUUAUGUAACUCAACAGUACAUUCCAAGGCACCCACUAACCGAGGAGAUUAAUGCGCUCGAAAAGGUUUCAUUAUGCCAGAUUCAUUCGACAUAAGUUGAAACAGAGAAGUAUUGGGGCUUGUUUGCUAUGACAAAUUGCAUUACCAGUUUGAAGGAUGCGCUUUAUCAUUAGCCAAUUGGAAAGGAUUUAUGCAAGUUACCAUUCCUGAACAUCAGCAAUUUGAUGCUUUAGGCCACUUUUUAACAGCAAUUGUCCAGUUCUAGCUGGAAUAUGCAAUCUGCCGGAAAAGGUUAGCAUCUAUUGAUCUGGAUAAUAUCAAGGCCUAUCGAUAUGCCUAUAGACAACAUCUGCUAACCACCCCAGAUUGAGUGGAUUACAUCUCUUGGAGCAUUAUAUUUGUGGAGACACGUCAACAACAGCCAGCAUGACAUUUGUAGACUGCUUGCACAAGGAGAAAUUUGUUCCAGGCAUUAAAGUUGACAAGGGGUUUUGUUCAUCUUGCUGGAUCAAGUAAUAAAGCUUUGCCCAGGCUUGGAUUGAUUGGCUUUGGAGGAUAAUGGUCUUCUGCCCAUUGGUGAACCUCAGAUUCUUCUUCAUGGGGACAACCUAAUUCAGAGGACUCUCCAAGUGGCUGAAAAGGUUUGUCCUGAGGAUUGCUUCAAUUUGAUUGAGAAAAAUCUUAUGUUCAAGGGAGUCGUGCUGAGCACAAAGAGAAGGCUUCUCCAGAGGUGAUGGCACCCUUGCAAUGCCGACAAGGAGAGUUCCUCUUGCUGGUCCAGGAAUUUUGAUGUGGACGUAUAAACUUGCAAUGAUACGCUGAACUCCUGUGCCGGCGAUGUUUUUCUGAAGGAAAAUACCACCUGUGGCUAGGCAACAGCGUGGAAAUCUUAACCAUAUCAACGAUAAUGCACCGAGUGAAAUAUUUGCCUAAGUCCAGUUCAUUGUGAAACUUGUGAGCUAUAACCAUCGAGUCGGACAGAAUCUGCAUGAUUGAAUGGCUGAAUGUGAUGUCAUUUCGUGCAAAUGUUCGUCUGGCAAUGGCGUCUUUACUUGGUUACAGGCUUUUCAGUAAGUCAUAGACGCAUUUUAAAGGGGGUGUUAGAUUGUCAAGUUUUCUUUUCAUUGUCUCUGAGGACUUCGAAUUGCUUAUAUUCUGAGAUCAUGAUUCUAAUACUCUUCUUACACUGUUGAAUAAUUAAAGCUUAACUCUGCAAA
Molecule: messenger RNA, 3789 nt
Organism: Syzygium oleosum
Lineage: Eukaryota; Viridiplantae; Streptophyta; Magnoliopsida; Myrtales; Myrtaceae
Product: pentatricopeptide repeat-containing protein At4g21300
Exons: 4
Coding region: 82-2667 (861 amino acids)
Biological process (GO): RNA modification
Molecular function (GO): protein binding; RNA binding
Source: RefSeq, a predicted model, not a curated record